This is a messenger RNA of Acanthoscelides obtectus, 537 nucleotides long. NCBI's taxonomy places the organism in Eukaryota, Metazoa, Arthropoda, Insecta, Coleoptera, Chrysomelidae. The record is from the annotation of a GenBank genome assembly.
AUGGCGGCCAUUCUGAUGUUGUCCGUAGUCAUGCUGGAGACCAAGCUUACAAUUGCUGCGAAGGUGCCGCUUAUGUUAUUUCCGAGCACAACGGCUCCUGUGUAUUGCGGAGACAUGGAUUGGGCUGCUUUAGAUGGCUUUCAUGACGCGAAUGAAGCGUGUGAGUUCUUUUAUAAUAAACUGUACAAUGCUUUUGAUACCUGUGUUCCAAAAUAUGUCCGAGCAACGAAACGUAAAUACCCACCCUGGUUCAAUUCAGCAAUAAUUAAGCUUAUCAAACGCAAGGAGAAGAUUCACCGAUCUUACAGACGCAACAAUGAUCCUAAAACGUAUCAGACAUUCAGGGAACUUAGAUCAAAAAUUAAGAUAGAUUCAGAUGAAGCAUACAAAAUAUAUGUCAGACAAGCUGAGAACGGAAUACAAAGAGAUUCGAAUAAAUUUUGGGGCUUCUUAAAUUCUAAGCGAAAAUCAACAAACUUAUCAAACCGGUCACUUAUCAACUUCAAAAAAAGAUUGAAGUACUUGCUGAACAAUUAG